AAGCCUUCUCGAAGCUAGUGCGCAUGCGCCAUCCACUCCACAUUGCGCUAUCUUUGGUAGAUGAUUGCAGCAAUCCCAGCAGGAAGACGGCGCUGCCUGCAGAGAUGAAGCAACCAGGAAGUGUCUCCCACUAGGAUCUGUUAUGACACUCCUGGGCAAAGCGACCUGGAUUUUAACUGUCACUGCUGCCGUCGUUGCGGCGGUCUUUUAUUACUUCGACGAUACUGCACCGAGCAAAUAUAGCAGCAUGGCUGAGAACAUGAAGACCCUGGAAGAAAGCUUCAGAGGUCAGAACAAGAGUUGCUUCAUUCUGGGUGCCUCUGGGGAAACUGGGAAGGUGUUGCUUCAAGAGCUGCUGGAGCGAAACAUUUUCUCCAAAGUAACUCUGAUCGGACGAAGACGACUGACCUUUGAAGACAACGCGUAUGAAAACCUGGCGCAGGAGGUGGUCGACUUUGAAAAGCUUGAUGACUACGCUGCUGCCUUUAAGGACCAUGAUGUGGGCUACUGCUGCCUGGGAACAACCCGGGCAAAAGCAGGGGCUGAUGGAUUCGUCAGAGUGGAUCAUGACUACGUACUCAAAUCUGCAGAGCUUGCCAAGGCUGGAGGCUGCACGCAGUUUCACCUGGAGUCCUCCAGAGGAGCCGACAAAAACAGUAACUUCCUCUACCUCAAAGUCAAGGGCCAAGUGGAAGCUGACAUUGAGGCUCUGGGUUUUGACCGAUUAGCCAUUUACAGACCAGGGGUUCUGUUAGUGGACAGACAGGAGAGUCGACCCGCUGAGUGGCUCACCAGGAAGUUCUUCGGCGCCGUCUCUGCCGUGUGUUCCUCUUCCAUGUCCAUCCCAAUCCAAGCGGUGGCAAAAGCGAUGGUGUCCAACACUCUGCUUCAACCCGAGCAGAAGCCGGAGAUCCUGGAGAACAAGGACAUUGCCAGUCUAGGAAAAGUAAAGGGAACUAAAUGAUUAUUGGUGAUUUACAGAGAUCAACACGUUCUGCAAGCCUGAUCAAGAUAUUUUUUGAAGUACUUGAAAACAGAUUUAUUGCACAUUCCAAAGACUGUUCAUGGAGUUUAAACCAUUUCUUUGAUAAAGUGAACAUCUUUAGGGAAGAUUUUCCUUUAAUAUUUUUGCUCUGUGUUAUAUUUUGAUGUUUAUAUCAGAGGCACAUGCCAGACUUGUUGGCUUUCUUCAUUUGUGCUCUGACACACUUGCCUUAAACUGUGUACAUGUUAUACCCAGAACAUACAUGUGUUGUUAAACAUAUUCAUUAAAUACAUAUUUGAGUGUGUGUUUAAAAAUCAAUAAAUAUAUUCUUGUGUACAA
Molecule: messenger RNA, 1324 nt
Organism: Fundulus heteroclitus (mummichog)
Lineage: Eukaryota; Metazoa; Chordata; Actinopteri; Cyprinodontiformes; Fundulidae
Gene: htatip2
Product: HIV-1 Tat interactive protein 2
Exons: 8
Coding region: 143-964 (273 amino acids)
Biological process (GO): import into nucleus
Cellular component (GO): cytoplasm
Source: RefSeq, a predicted model, not a curated record